Messenger RNA from Trichoderma virens Gv29-8, 1026 nucleotides. RefSeq lists its product as uncharacterized. The transcript has 4 exons. Gene Ontology annotation, biological process: proteolysis. The record is from RefSeq and is a predicted model, not a curated record. Gene Ontology annotation, cellular component: extracellular matrix. Bases 1 to 1026 code for a protein of 341 amino acids. Gene Ontology annotation, molecular function: zinc ion binding; metalloendopeptidase activity. Lineage: Eukaryota; Fungi; Ascomycota; Sordariomycetes; Hypocreales; Hypocreaceae.
AUGGCAGCUCUCCCAGGGGAUACGGUGACUAAAUUGUCGUCCGUUGGAUGCCAUAGUGCUAGCAUUGGCGACCAUAAUGGACCACUUGAUAGAAGUGGUUUUGCUCAUGGGGAUACUUCUACCGAUAAGACGAGUAUCAAAAGCCUCAAUGCCCGUGACAGCACCAUCGAUGAAGAGGGCUGCAAAGCAAAUAAAGACGCCUCGGGCCCUUCCCCCGACUUUUUGCAGCCUUGGUUGCCUGGUGAUGACCAAACUCUCCCUCAUCGCGGCUUUGAGUUGGAGUUGGACAUCGAUAGCGAACAAGUUGAAGAUGUCCUGCCCAAUACAUAUAUCGCCAGGGCCGCUAAUGCCAAGUAUAAGUGCAUCACCGAAGGACAUGGAUGUGCUGAGGUGUGCCUCGGGUGGCAAUACAAAAUACUACGCUGGCGCAGAGGUUCUAAGCUCAGCUAUGUCAUUUACAAAGAAUCCUUUCCAGAACCUCUCGCGAAUUUAAUAGAAGAUGCCAUGAAAGCAGCAACCGACAUGUGGGAAGGCGUUGGUGCGAGCUUUAAGCAAGUUGGCCGCUAUGAUCAGGCUACAUUUGCAGUUAUAUAUAACGACGACUACGACGAUACCGACGACGACGACGACGACGGCAGAAAGCCUUAUGCCCGCUCUUUCUUCCCAACGAAAUCGUCGUCGCGCAAGUUAAUUGUGUACCCGUUGAGUCUCCGAAAGCGCGAUUGCUUAGCCAAUAUCUUAGCCCACGAGCUUGGCCAUAUUUUAGGCCUUCGACAUGAGGCUGCUCAGGAGAAAGAGCAGAGCUACUUCUCCGUUCGUUUUGGGAAGAGGAAUCCUCGAUCAAUUAUGAACUAUUUUAAAGAUCCGAAGCAACUCCGAGUUACGAAACAAGACUUGAAAGACCUGGAUGGAAUUUAUACCUACGAUCAACCGGCGUACGGGGGCUUGCGCAUAGUAGAUAUCGAUCCACAGAAGAAGAAAAGAGUUGUGCGGGGGUUGGAAAAUUUGGUCAUUGUUGAUAUUUAA